Helianthus annuus (common sunflower) is the source of this 1486-nucleotide messenger RNA. Its product is annotated as traB domain-containing protein. The transcript has 7 exons. The record is from RefSeq and is a predicted model, not a curated record. NCBI's taxonomy places the organism in Eukaryota, Viridiplantae, Streptophyta, Magnoliopsida, Asterales, Asteraceae. Bases 478 to 1260 code for a protein of 260 amino acids.
GCGCAAUUUUGAGGUGGUUAUACUUUCUCCACGCACACUCACCACAUUCUACAACUCAUUAUCUUCUUCUUCUUCACCAUCAAACCCCAAACCACCAUAACCACCCACUACAAAUGAAGCUCCUCAAAUCCCCAUCCCUAAUCUCCACUCCAAACCCCAACAAUCUCACCACAAUCAGACCCACCAGACACAGUAUUCGCACAAAAGUUUCAAUCAAACCUCCACCACCAGAAUUCGACUUCAGGACCCAAAUAUUAACCGGAUCUCGAGCCCUAAUUGCUGAAUCUCACCCGGAACUGCUCGAUUUAGCAGACGAAGGGAGCUUAGUUGUCAUAAGAAAGAGCCAAUUCGGUCCGGUUCCGGCGUGGCGGGCUGAUUUUGUGGAGCCGGAGUGUAUUUGGCUGGUUGGGACGAAUCAUGUGUCGGAGAAAUCGGCUGGUGAUGUUGAACGAGUUGUGCAGGCUGUGAGACCUGAUAAUGUGGUUGUUGAGUUAUGUAGAAGCAGACAUCAUUUUCAGAGCAGGAAUUAUGUACACCUCAACUGAUGACACCGAGGCCGGACCAAUGCUAAAGUCCAACCCGUUUUCAUUAUCUGGUUCCGGGCUCUUUGGAGCCGUUGGUCGCAGCAUCAAUCUUGGUGGUCAAACAGCUCUAGCGUUACGCCUAUUAUUGGCAACAUUUUCUUCAAAGAUUUCUUCAAACAUUAAUCGCCCUUUUGGGGACGAGUUUCGUGCAGCACGAAAAGCUUCUGAGGAAAUUAGUGCUCAGGUUGUACUAGGAGACCGGCCUAUAGAAAUAACGCUCGAAAGGGCGUGGAACUCGCUAAAUUGGAAUGAAAAACUAAGCCUCAUUACCUCGGUUCUUAGUGGCAUAACAUCUGCAGACCAGUCAAAGAUAGACUUUAAGGAAUCAACAGCAGAUCAAGACACUGAUUUUCAACUUUACGAGCAAUUGAGUUUCUCGUAUCCGUCACUUCUGCAACCUUUGAUCCACGAACGUGACACUUAUAUUGCUUGGUCGUUGAAGCGAAGCAAAGCCGUAAGAAACAGUAAAAGGGUGGUAGGGGUAAUCGGAAGAGGACAUUUGAACGGUGUGAUUUAUGCACUAAUCUCGGAUCUUGGAGACUUGCGGUUUCGUGAUCUCACAGGAGAGAGGCGCUCGACUGGCGGGUCUUUGGUUGAAACCAUUGUCAAAAGCUUGGUGAGAGACACGAUAAUCGGGGUUGUGAUAUGGGCUUUGUAUGAACAGUUAAAGAACUGAUGCAUACCAAAAUGUUAUGCCAAAGGAUUUCGAGGGUCAGCAUCGACGAUUUUGACUCUGUUUUGUGCAAUAAGAUCGUUUUUAUUGUAUUCUUAUUUGAUUAAACAUGGAUAUAUGAUUGAAGUAAAUAAUACUAUGUUUAAAACAACUAUGUUAGAAAAGGGAACAACAGGUUUCAAGUAGGUAAUAAACAUCAUUAUAUUUUGAUAUAGAGUAAAUUACGUUU